Molecule: messenger RNA, 2260 nt
Organism: Carassius gibelio (silver crucian carp)
Lineage: Eukaryota; Metazoa; Chordata; Actinopteri; Cypriniformes; Cyprinidae
Product: protein myomaker-like
Exons: 6
Coding region: 254-1033 (259 amino acids)
Cellular component (GO): plasma membrane
Source: RefSeq, a predicted model, not a curated record
CGUGGCAUGUGAUUGCAGGCCUCUCCCAGUCCUCAUGCAGACAGCUGCUGUUCUGAUGACAGUGCGCAUACGGACCCCUCUGAGUCAUUUAAACUUUAAAGGUCCUCUAGAAGCGGAUGCGAGUGUGUGAGAGUCACCCCUUCAGUCUCUCUUAGUCGCUUCUCCAAAAGAUCUGGCGGCUUGAAACAACCAGACAAUCUCUUAAUUCCUUCCAAGUUUUCCAGAAAUCCUGAGGCCUUUUAUUAGGGUCAGAAUGGGAGCAUUUAUUGCCAAGAUGCUGCUGCCUACCAUCAGCAGUUUGGUGUUCAUCCCUGCAGCCAGUGUGGCCGCCAAGAGGGGUUUCCAUAUGGAGGCCAUGGUCUAUUUCUUCACAAUGUUCUUCACAGCGAUUUACCAUGCAUGUGAUGGUCCAGGCUUGUCCAUUCUCUGUUUUAUGAAGUAUGAGAUCCUGGAGUACUUCACCGUGUACGGCACAGCUAUCUCCAUGUGGGUCACACUACUAGCGCUGGGAGAUUUCGAUGAACCCAAGCGCUCUUCGCUCACCAUGUUUGGGGUGUUGACAUCGGCUGUGAGAAUCUACCAGGACCGCUUAGGCUACGGCAUCUACUCCGGCCCCAUUGGAACAGCUGUCUUCAUGAUAACAGUCAAAUGGUUACAAAAAAUGAAGGAAAAGAAAGGACUUUAUCCAGACAAAAGUGUUUACACUCAACAAGUGGGGCCAGGGUUCUGCUUUGGCGCUCUUGCUUUGAUGCUUCGCUUCUAUUUUGAGGAGUGGGACUAUGCUUAUGUCCACAGUUUCUACCAUGUGUCGCUGGCUGUGUCCUUCAUUCUGCUGCUGCCCAAUAAGAACCGCUAUGCCGGGACGGGGCACAACGCAGCCAAACUCAACUGCUACACCCUCUUCUGCUGUCAGACUUCACAACCUCAGAUGAAGGAAAAAGCACGGACUAUCUGGACUACUCCUCAGAAACCCUGGAUGCGGACCUGUAGUCCUGGCCUGCCACUACACAAAUCUCCGCCACGCACCAUGUAAUGCCUGAAACUGUGUUUGUUAGCAGCAAAGUGAAAGUGAGGACAGUUAUAUGACCUCCCAGCAGGCCAAGUAUGCCUUGGACAACUUAGGGAUAGCAUGAUGCCAGCUUGACAUCAGAAUCAAACAGGUACUAAAACAUGUGUUUAAUGACUAGUGACAUGAUAAGGACUGUGACAGUUCACCUGAAAAGAAAAGAGCAAGACAAAGACUGGAUUCCGACAAAUCCAACUGGAAAGUUUUAUCAGUCACAAAAAAAAAGAACACAGCAGAAGCAUUAUCUAUCCAAAAUGAAUAAACUGUCUAUCAGAGGUUCCUCAGUAGGAACCACUUGUCCACGUCCAUUUAAGAGACUGUAAAAGAGGCCAUUUAAUUCUUUAUAUUCAUCUGUUUGUGCCAGAACCAAACUCUAAACUAAACCUACUAUAUGAAGAAGGCACGUCCUGAUUUUGCCAAAUCCGAUGUGUUCCUAGGUCAACAUAUUUUGUUGACCCUGGAACAACAUUUUACUCCAAAAAUAUAUUCUUAACCAUAUCCCUACACCUAAACCUAACCUUAACCAUGAGUAAUCCCUAAAAUCAGAGGAAAUGAUAGAUGAAUGACACUGAUGUACAAGCACCAAACACUGAUUUUAAGCAUAAACUUCACAAAAUCUAUAAACUUGUUCUUCAAAUCUGAUUGGUUAAUCACAAUGUUGUUCCAGGGUCAACAACGAUGUUGUCCCAGGAACAUGUCUCACUUGGUAAAAUCAGGUUAGGCAUGAAGAAGCAAACAAAUGGUCUGAUAGCAGCAGAAUGAGGGAGGUCACAUUUUCAAGUAAAUCGGGAGACUUUUUCAAUUUGUUUUUAUGUAAAUAUAUUUAUUUCUUACAGUUUAGUUUUAUGUAUUAAUUGACAUUUUUCAUUUUUAAAUAAAAUGAUUUUUUUUCAUGAUUUAUUGUAGUAUUCAUUUUCAACACACUCUGUUUGUGUAUAUUCAAGGAAAAUUAACUGUUAUAUUACAACGGUGAAAGAAUUGUGUGGCUUUGUUAAAACUUCAUUGAAUUAUAGACUUCAGUCCAUUUAAGUCAGUCCAUCUGCACACUCGUAACACACACGACAUGUUAUAGACAAAACAGUCUCUCAGCAAAUGUGAAUGAAUUUUUGGUCUGCAAUGACUUCUUUGACUAGAGGUUAGUCAAUGUUUAAUUUAGAUUAUGUUCUAAUAAAGUUGGGAAUAUACUCUUGGAAA